Molecule: messenger RNA, 3087 nt
Organism: Osmerus eperlanus (European smelt)
Lineage: Eukaryota; Metazoa; Chordata; Actinopteri; Osmeriformes; Osmeridae
Product: HEAT repeat-containing protein 5B-like
Exons: 19
Biological process (GO): endocytosis; retrograde transport, endosome to Golgi; intracellular protein localization
Cellular component (GO): endocytic vesicle; membrane; Golgi apparatus
Source: RefSeq, a predicted model, not a curated record
CCCUCCCUCCCUCCUCCCUCAGAGGCAGUAGUGAGUGACACCAGUGGAGAGAGCAAGGCUGGGCUAGCUGAUGUUUCGGCCAGUCAGCACGUCAUGGUCUGUGCCCUUAAAGAGCUGGGCAGCCUCGUCCAGAGCCUCAGCGCUACGGCCUCACCCCUGAUCCAGGAGCCCUCUGUCGGCCUGUUGGAGACGGUGACCUCGGUGCUGCUGCACCCCAGCAUGGCAGCCCGGCUGGCAGCCGCCUGGUGUCUGCGCUGCGUUGCCGUGGCGCUGCCCUAUCAGCUGACCCCGCUGCUGGAGCGCUGCGCCGAGCGCAUCAACAACCUGAAGAGCUCCCCCGAGGCCGUGAGCGGGUACAGCUUCGCCCUGGCUGCCCUGCUGGGAGGGGCGCAUCAGUGUCCCCUGGGCAUCCCACACUCUAAGGGCAAGGUGGGUGACCCUGGCCGCCCACAGUGCUGUGUGCAUGUCCUGGGCAUCCCACACUCUAAGGGCAAGCUGGUGGUGAGCAUAGCUGAGGAUCUGCUCCGCACUGCAGCCCAGAACAGCCGUCUGUCCCUGCAGCGUACCCAGGCUGGCUGGCUGCUGCUGGGAGCCCUGAUGACCCUGGGACCCUCCCUGGUGCGCUACCACCUGCCCAAGAUGCUGCUGCUGUGGAGGAACGUGUUCCCGCGCUCCCAGAAGGAGCUGGAGGCGGAGAAGGCCAGAGGAGACUCCUUCUCCUGGCAGGUCACUCUGGAGGGCCGGGCUGGAGCCCUCUGUGCCAUGCGGAGCUUUGUGGCCCACUGUCCAGAGCUGCUGACCGAGGAUGUGAUCCGCCGGCUGAUGACUCCUGUAGAGUGCGCCAUGACCAUGAUGUCACAUGUCCCUGCCGUCAUCAAGGUCCACGGAGCUCACCUGAAGGCCAGCGCUGCCAUGGUCAGACUGAGGCUGUACGACGUCCUGGCUCUCCUGCCCCCCAAGACAUACGAAGGCAGCUUCAACGCUCUCCUGAGGGAGCUGGUGGCUGAGUUCACCCUGACAGACAACUCCGCUAACACCACCACCUCCCUGCUGCGCUCGCUCUGCCACUACGACGACAGCGUCCUCAUGGGUUCCUGGCUGCAGGAGACCGACCACAAGUGCAUCGAGGAUCAGCUACAGCCCAACAGCGCGUCAGGCAGCGGGGCCCUGGAGCACGACCCCUCCUCCAUCUACCUGAGAGUCCCCGUGGGCGAGGCCAUCCCCGGGCCCCUCCCCCUGGGCGUGUCGGUCAUCGACGCCUCCGUCGCCCUGUUUGGCGUGGUGUUCCCUCACGUCUCCUUCAAGCACAGGCUGCAGAUGCUAGACCACUUUGCAGAGUGUAUAAAACAGGCCAAGGGUGUUCGCCAGCAGGCGGUCCAGCUGAACAUCUUCACUGCGGUUCUGAGUGCUCUGAAGGGCCUCGCAGAGAACAAGAGCACGCUGGGUCCUGAGGAGGUGAGGAAGUCUGCGCUGGCGCUGGUAAUGGGAGCCCUGGACAACCCUAACCCCAUCCUGCGCUGUGCUGCUGGGGAGGCGCUGGGCAGGAUGGCCCAGGUGGUGGGAGAGGCCACCUUCAUCGCCAGGAUGGCUCAGUACAGCUUCGACAAGCUGAAGUCGGCCCGUGACGUGGUGUCCAGGACGGGUCACUCCCUGGCGCUGGGCUGCCUGCAUCGCUACGUGGGCGGGAUCGGCUCCGGGCAGCACCUGAAGACCAGCGUGAGCAUCCUGCUGGCCCUGGCCCAGGACGGCAGCUCCCAUGAGGUCCAGACUUGGGCGCUGCACUCGCUGGCUCUGAUCGUGGACUCCAGCGGGCCCAUGUACCGGGGCUACGUGGAGCCCACCCUGUCCCUGGUGCUCACCCUGCUCCUCAGCGUGCCCCCCUCCCACACGGAGGUGCACCAGUGCCUGGGCCGCUGCCUGGGGGCCCUCAUCACCACCGUGGGGCCCGAGCUGCAGGGUAACGGAGCCACCAUCUCCACUAUCCGCUCGUCCUGUCUGGUGGGCUGUGCCAUCAUGCAGGAUCACUCGGACUCUCUGGUGCAGGCAGCUGCCAUCUCCUGUCUGCAGCAGCUGCACAUGUUCGCCCCUCGCCACGUCAACCUGUCCAGCCUGGUGCCCUGCCUCUGUGUGCACCUGUGCAGCUCUCACCUGCUGCUGCGGCGCGCUGCGGUGGCCUGUCUGAGGCAGCUGGCCCAGAGGGAGGCUGCAGAGGUGUGUGAGUACGCCAUGAGCCUGGCCAGGAAGGCCGGGGACCCCAAGGGCAGCAGCCCCCUCAAGCUGAACAUCACAGAGACGGGUCUGGAGGGGGUCCUGUUCGGCAUGCUGGACCGAGAGACAGACAGGAAGUUGUGCUCAGACAUCCACGACACCCUGGGUCACAUGCUGUCCUCCCUGGCGGUGGAGAAGCUCUCCCAUUGGCUGAAGCUCUGUAAGGACGUCCUGGCUGCCACCACGGAGGUAGGGGGCGCUGUGGUCCCUCUGGACCGCGGGAAGGACGAGGAGGACUCUGAGAAGAAGGAUGAGAUGGACGAUGACAUCAUGUUCACCUCCCUGGGCGAGGAGGACAAGGCCAAGCCGUCCGUGGCGCCCCGCUGGGUGACGCGGGUAUUUGCGGCCGACUGUUUGUGCCGCAUCAUCCUGCUGUGUGAAAACGAUCCCAAGAACCACUUUGACCUGGCUGCUGCCCGCGCCGCCAAGGCCAAGGACCCCAAAGGUGACCUGCUGGUGCUGCACUUGUCUGAUCUGAUCCGCAUGGCCUUCAUGGCUGCCACGGACCACAGCAGUCAGCUGCGCAUGGCCGGGCUGCAGGCCCUGGAGGACAUCAUCAAGAAGUUUGCGUCCGUGCCGGAGCCUGAGUUCCCGGGCCACGUGAUCCUGGAGCAGUACCAGGCCAACGUGGGAGCUGCUCUGAGACCCGCGUUUUCCCCGGACACACCAUCUGACAUCACCGCCAAGGCCUGUCAGGUGUGCAGCACAUGGAUCGGCAGUGGUGUGGUCAGUGACCUGAACGACCUGCGCAGAGUCCACAACCUGCUGGUGUCGUCUCUGGACAAAGUGCAGGCUUCGGAAGGGCUCCCAGCCAGCUCU